This is a messenger RNA of Giardia duodenalis, 3021 nucleotides long. RefSeq names its product Ankyrin repeat protein 1. Bases 1 to 3021 code for a protein of 1006 amino acids. NCBI's taxonomy places the organism in Eukaryota, Fornicata, Diplomonadida, Hexamitidae. The record is from RefSeq and is a predicted model, not a curated record. Gene Ontology annotation, molecular function: protein binding. The transcript has a single exon.
AUGGAGACGUCUCAAUCACAAGGCACAGACAGCAGUAACUUGGACCGGUGGUUUACAGCAGUUGCCGAGCGGCAGUACAACUUUAUCAUAGCAGAGCUGCCGACUUUCAAGUGCUCCAAGAAUGCUCACGGUAACACAGCACUAAUAGAGGCAGUCUUCCUUGCAGACGAACCUGCAGUUCAAAUUCUUGCUGCACAUGAGUUUGGCUGUAGAAGCGAUAAUGGAAAGACCGCUCUUGAAGUUGCUUAUGAGGUCGGCUUUGUAAGAGCGUGCGACAUUCUUGCUCAGUUUGAGAUGGAAGCCCUACAUGCGCGUGGAAUUUUCCUUUGCCACAGAGCUGUAUCUGAUGGAAACCUUCCUAUGGUGAGAUCUCUUUCACCUUUUUCCAUCAACAUCGUCCAGCCUACUACGAACCAAACCGCACUGGACUUAGCAAUUCGCUUGCCAAGCUCUGACGCAAUUAUUGAGGAACUGGUGAAUAUCUCUGCCAUAAGCCUAGAGACGCUUGAUCAGGCUUGUAAAACAGCCAGCGAGACUCGAAAAGUCCAUGGAGAUCGAUCAAUAUUAGAGCUCCUGCUCAUAUUUCGCAACAAAAAGGAAGCGAAUGCAUGCCAACGCUGCGGAUGUUUACGAAAGCAACUUAUUUAUUUGUCAUCCCAGUUUCAUAGGCUCUAUUCCAAUUUCAGUAACCCAUCGAAGGGCGCACAGUCAAGGAGUAACAAUAGCUCUCGAAGUUCAAGCGUAGAAGAAGACCUUGCAGGACGGCAACGGAAGCCACAAAGACAUCGGGGCAAAGGGCUUGGUGCAAAGCUUAGUAAUCAGGUUUCUGGUGAUGCAAAAGAGCACAGCACAUCAGACGGCUCAGAGCAUGGAGCGGUUCUGUCCUUUUCUUUGACGCGAGGCUUUGAAAAGCUACGCAGCAUGCUUCCCAACGCUUCAUUUGACCUAAACAUUGACGAUAAAGUGCUCACUGAACUGCUACACUUGUCUAGAACCAUGAGAAGGGAGAUCUCCUCAUUGCGAGAAGACAUAGCUCGUAAAAACGAGACUAUAGCACAGCUACAGAGAGAGCUAGGGACUGACAAAACCGACAAACCCGAGUCGUAUACUGAUGGAAAGGAGGAAGAAGAGAUAGAAAUUAUUCUUAGACCUCACAGUGGGCGCAGCUGCGCAUGCAGUGGAGAGACCAGGGGAGCAACUCCGAAGGAAAUUGUGGACACACUAGAAUCCAAAGGUUCAAAGAAGUCAGCGGGAAAUACAACCAGUUCUGUGACUGAGUCCAAUAAUAAGCUUUUAGAAGAAGCCAUUGCAGCUAUAAAAGCGAAGGAUUUGUAUAUAAAUUCUCUUCUCGAUGAAAACGACAGUUUGAAGAAAGGUGCUGCUGAACUAGAUACUAGUUCCUAUCAAGAGAUGAUCACGUCUCAGCAGGAACAGAUAACCCAUCUUAUAGAUUUGCUAUACCAAUCCAAGGCAGCGCUCGAGAAAAUGAGUGAGGUCGAGGUGCGUUGUAGCACACUGGAAGACGACAAUUCUCUCCUCCGUCAACGGAUACAAUGUUUGGAAAAAGCACCACAACAAGACGUGCAUCGGGCCUCUGUUGUUCAUAAAGGGGUAUCUGCUAUAGAAUCAAGUUCCAGCUCUCGACACACUAACUCUUUGAAUAAUCCGGCAGCAGAGCGCAUACAGCAUUUAGAAGCUACCAUAAGGUCUCUGUGUACUGAACUGGACCGUCAAAAGCUGCGUGCACGGGAGUUCGAGAAUGAUAUGCAGACACUGGCUGCUGCUAGAUCCCACACAGAGAUGCUUAAGGAAAAAGUGCUGUGCCAACAGGACGAGAUUAAGCGUCUUAACGAGGUGAUUGGGGUACAGCAGAAUUACUUGGAACUAAAAGAGAUAGAACUUACGAAGAUGACCAAAAGCCUCGAAGAGUUGGCUUUGAGCACAGAGAAGAAUAACGAGAGUAAGGAGCGCUCGGUCUGUGAAUCUAGCGCAGAUCCAAGGCGUGCUUUUGGAUGUGAAGACUUGAAGGCAGCCAUACCAAGUGAUUCGCCGAGUGCUCCGCGCAGACUUUUACGGCGUGCAAACUCCUCACGUCCAGCAACGAGUAACGCAGGAGAGUCCAGACAAAGGCGUGAAGAAUCGAUACACGUAGCCGUGGACGGUUCUACUCGAAGUGGACGUGCACUAAGCGCCUCUGUGGGCCAUCGACAGACGAGCUCAGACAUGACACUCUAUGACCUGGAGUCUACUCCGACCCCAGUCCAGCGCCUACAUAACCAGGAAGUGUCGAGUGAGCUUGUCAAGGAAAUGGUGCACUCAGUGAUGCAGAGUAGCCCUAGUCUCAAGAUACAGCACCCAGGAAACCAGAGCUCCCUACUCCCCACUCCCUCGUCUGCUAGCCACGCGAAGCCUCCAUCACUUGUGCGAGGAGCCCCAGAACUACAACGAAGCAGCUUACAAACACCACGCCAACGAAGAAUCAGCAACAAGCAACAAGUGGUGGCAAUAGCGGCGUCUAGCGCGGCAAACAUUGCUGCAGCGCGUCAGGCACUCGGUAUGUCAACGCCGACCACCAUUGUCACUGAUGCUGCACGCCCUCCCAGUCAGGGUGUGAGUCGAUCUACUGGUUCAAUUAAUCGUGGAGGAUUAACCAAACUUAUGUCUGCAGCUAUAAGAGGCGACCUAGUGACAGCUAAAGCCUAUUUGAAGCAGGACGUUGGGCUCCAAGAUGUUGAAGGAAGGUCAGCUUUGUUUUACGCUACGCUCCACAACCAUCCGAGCAUUGUCAGAGAACUUGUUUCACGAGAGGCUCUUCUGUCAACAAAUAGAAAAUACAAGGAUGGAGCAGGCGUCACGGCUUUAAUGGUUGCUGCCCAGGAAGGCCACAAGGAGUGCAUCAAAUUGCUGUAUCGUGCUGAGAAAGAUUGCAGAACAGUAAGAGGAAAAGGUUGCAUUGAUUUUGCCAAGAAUGAUCUCGUCGUCAGGUUCAUCCAGGGAUUGGCAGUAAAGCAAAAAUACUGA